AUGUUCAGCAAGUCGACCAAGGGGAUAGAACGUAAGAAGUCUUAUCUUUUCAUGUCUGUGGCCCAGAGAUUGGGGCAGCUAUAUUUGGAGAAACUUCUGCCGCUCGAGGAGACGUACCAGUUUGACAGGUUCCACUCUCCAUCACUCGUGGAGGCCGACUUUGAUAACAAGCCCAUGGUGCUUCUGAUGGGCCAGUACAGCACAGGCAAGACAACCUUUGUCAGUUACCUCCUCGAGCAGGAAUUCCCGUGCAUGCGCAUUGGGCCUGAGCCCACCACUGAUGGCUUCAUUGUCCUCAUGCAUGGUGAGGCCGAGAAUGUUAUGCCAGGCAAUGUCGCUGUGGUGGACCGACGCUUCCCCUUCCGCAACCUCACCAACUUCGGCAACGCCUUCCUCAACCGCUUCGUGUGUGUCCAGCUACCCAACGAGGUCCUGGAAAGUAUCAGCAUCAUUGACACCCCAGGAAUCCUUGCUGGAGAGAAACAACGGGUCAGCAGAGGUUAUGACUUCAGCGCGGUCCUUCAGUGGUUUGCUGAGCGAGUGGACCUCAUCAUCAUGCUCUUUGAUGCCCAUAAACUGGACAUCUCAGAUGAGCUUUCUGAGGCAAUCAAAGCCCUCAAGAACUAUGAAGAUAAGAUGCGAGUGGUGCUGAACAAGUCUGACCAGAUUGGGACUCAGCAGCUGAUGAGGGUCUACGGGGCCCUAAUGUGGUCCCUGGGCAAGAUCAUUAACACCCCUGAAGUGAUGAGGGUGUACAUAGGGUCCUUCUGGUCCAAGCCCUUCUUGAAUACUGAGAACAGCAAGCUCUUUGAAGCUGAGGCUUUGGAUCUCUUUAGGGACAUUCAGAAGCUGCCCCACUAUACUACUGUUAGGAAAAUGAAUGACCUGAUCAAGCGAGCCAGGCUGGCCAGGGUUCAUGCCUACAUCAUUGGCACCCUCAAGAAAGAGAUGCCUAUGUUUGGUAAGGAGAACAAAAAAAGGGAGCUGCUCAACAACCUGAAAGAUGUUUAUCAGAAAAUUGAACGAGAGUAUCAUAUUUCUCCUGGAGAUUUCCCAAGCAUUCCAAAGAUGCAGGAAUUGCUUCAGACUCAAGAUUUCUCCAAGUUCCAGAGCUUGAAGCCCAAGCUCUUUGAAAACCUGGAACAGAUGCUGUCCAAAGAUAUAGCUCGGUUGAUGUUUAUGAUGAGAGAAGAAGAGGCUGCUGCUGCUGCUGCUGCUGCUGCCACUGCACAAGCUGCUGCCCUUUUGGAGGAGGCCACAGGGGGCCUGGCUUUACCUAACGUGAUACUAUAA
Molecule: messenger RNA, 1293 nt
Organism: Dromiciops gliroides (monito del monte)
Lineage: Eukaryota; Metazoa; Chordata; Mammalia; Microbiotheria; Microbiotheriidae
Product: EH domain-containing protein 1-like
Exons: 1
Coding region: 1-1293 (430 amino acids)
Biological process (GO): protein localization to plasma membrane; endocytosis; cilium assembly
Cellular component (GO): recycling endosome membrane; endocytic vesicle; plasma membrane
Molecular function (GO): cadherin binding; GTP binding
Source: RefSeq, a predicted model, not a curated record